Aureobasidium subglaciale EXF-2481 is the source of this 1560-nucleotide messenger RNA. RefSeq lists its product as uncharacterized. Bases 224 to 1324 code for a protein of 366 amino acids. The transcript is spliced from 2 exons. Lineage: Eukaryota; Fungi; Ascomycota; Dothideomycetes; Dothideales; Saccotheciaceae. The record is from RefSeq and is a predicted model, not a curated record.
ACUCAGAUUGACGUCCAAGCAGCGAAGGAGACACUCAGUAGAGGUAAAGGCAUACGCAAAGCCUGUAACUCAUGUCGAGUAGUGCAGGUGCUCAGGCCAGAGAUCUGGCUGUGAUAGGUGCAGAGAUAAGGACCUUGAGUGUGUCUACGAAGAGUCUUCAACUAGGACAAAGAGAAGAUUCGCUACACAGGCGCGUAGCCUUGCCAGCCCAAACGGCGAUAUCAUGACCUCGGGCAUAGGAGACCUAGACGGACCACUUACUCUCGGGACUGCUGGCUGGAAUGAGUCCUCUGAAGGACAAUCGCCGAACCGUGGCAUGAGUGAAGUAGAGCUUGGCAUUGGAUCUUUGACGGACUUCCCGGUCCCACCAUCCAUCAUUCCCGGUGCGGAUAUCAAUCACGAUCGUGUUGAUUUUGACCCCAACAAUACGGGUACAAGCUCACCCGGAUCAUUUGACUUCGAAUCAUACUUCAACACGUCUGACCGAGGCAGCGGGGAUGACUUCCUCAAUACAUACGAUUUGGAUGGUAUGGACAUACACUCCUCAAUACACCAAGAUGAACCAUUUCCUUUUGCUGCCGAAAUUUGCGCACAGCCUACAUCGAUAGGGGUAGCUUGCAUGCAACCACCCAAAGAGCUGGAAACAUACGACCCCAAUAGACUGCAAGUACUUGAAUACGAGCCCGAAUCUUGUGUCAAAGACCGCGAUGCGCGGGACGUAUCGUCGAACACCAUCGUUGGCGAAGCGGCUUCAGCUCCUACCCGAGAACAGCCAUGUUCUCCAAGCUCUACCGAGGCCUCCUCCAGCUAUGCCUCUCAUACUAGAUCACUUAGGUCGUUGACGUCGAGGUCAUCCGCGUCGUCGACAUCCCUUUGCGACUGUAUGGCACAAGCAACUUCCUUGCUUGAGGAGUUAGAAGUCAUCAUGACACAAGGUCUUACGCAGCCGGAUCAUUCGCUCAAAGUCCAUCGCCAAGCGAUGUCCUAUACUACGGACAUUCUCGAUUGUACUAUCUGCCGAAAGUCACAUUCCUUGAUCACCUUGUUAGUGCUAGUGGCGGCGCGCUUGGUUGAAAUUAUCAGCCCCAUGUGCGAAACCGUGAGCACGAACACACAAUUGAAACUUGGAGAAUACGACGUGGAUCCUCACGAGGAAUGGCCUGAACUUGCUCGAUGUCUGAUAUCAAUGCAACUUGGAAAGUUGCGAGAUGUGCUCAGGAGGUUGUGGUCUGUUUCCGAUGGUCCGUCGUACGAUAUGCAUCGUAAGAUGCUUUCUCGUGCUUGUGAUGGCUUUCGCGAAUGUUGGGUUGAUCUCAAGGGCUGACGAACAAGUCGAAGACAUAAAUUGUGUGUUCAUGUACGCUCGCUUGAACUGAAUGAGGUAUGGCUGGCCGAGUCCGGCGCUGUCUGGCAAGAUUACAUCAUGCACGAAGUCUUUCUAUUGUUCACAUGCCACUGAGUGAGAUGUAGCUACGACGGACCUUUCAAAUGAUGUGAAAAAAAACUGGCUAUAUACUCCUAAGACAUUGUCUCUUUGGAACAAACGCGUGCCAAGAACGU